Molecule: messenger RNA, 2067 nt
Organism: Fundulus heteroclitus (mummichog)
Lineage: Eukaryota; Metazoa; Chordata; Actinopteri; Cyprinodontiformes; Fundulidae
Product: gastrula zinc finger protein XlCGF7.1-like
Exons: 2
Coding region: 347-1234 (295 amino acids)
Biological process (GO): regulation of transcription by RNA polymerase II
Molecular function (GO): DNA-binding transcription factor activity, RNA polymerase II-specific; RNA polymerase II cis-regulatory region sequence-specific DNA binding
Source: RefSeq, a predicted model, not a curated record
AGUCUACAUCAGUCUGCCAGGAGAGCAGCUCAAUGGGAAGGAGGUUUAUCCAGACCAAGUUAAAGGCAGAGAGCUUCCAGAAGAGAAUAAUGGAGAAUCCAUCAGGAUACAAGAUCAUGGAAAUGCUUCCAUUUCUUUUAAGACUGAAGACACUGAGGAGGAUGAAGAAGACAGUAAUGUAGAACACCCUCUAUCUGACCUGAAACACUUGUCAGACUCUCAAUAUAAGAUAUGUUCUACAGAGAAGAAAAAUGUGGAGUCAUCUAGCAAAGGCCGCAGUGGAGUGAAGCUUAGCUGCAAAGACUGUGGCAAAAUAUUUGUUGGAAAAUGUGCUUUAAAGACACACAUGAGAAUCCAUACAGGAGAGAAGCCUUUCUGUUGUGAUCUAUGUGGAAAAAGAUAUGUCCAAAAAUCAAGGUUAAACACACACAUGAAAACCCAUACAGGACAGAAGCCUUUCUUUUGUGAUCUAUGUGGAAAAAGCUUUGGUUACAAAUCAGCUUUCAACACACACAUGAGAACCCAUACAGGACAGAAACCUUUCUGUUGUGAUCUAUGUGGAAAAAGAUUUAGCCAACAAUCAAAUUUAAACACACACAUGAGAUUCCAUAAAGGACAAAAGCCUUUCUGUUGUGAUCUAUGUGGAAAAAGAUUUUGCAUGAAAUCACAUUUAAAACCACACAUGAGAACCCAUACAGGAGAGAAGCCUUUCUGUUGUGAUCUAUGUGGAAAAAGAGUUAGCAAUAACUCCUCUUUAAAAAACCAUAUGAGAACCCAUACAGGAGAGAAGCCUUUCUGUUGUGAUAUAUGUGGAAAAAGAGUUAGCGAUAAAUCCUCUUUAGAAAAACAUAUGAGAAUCCAUACAGGACAGAAGCCUUUCUGUUGUGAUAUAUGUGGAAAAAGCUUUAGCUCCAAAUCAAGUUUAAACACGCACAUGAGAAUCCAUACAGGACAGAAGCCUUUCUGUUGUGAUAUAUGUGGAAAAAGCUUUAGCUCCAAACCAAGUUUAAACACGCACAUGAGAACCCAUACAGGAGAUAAGCCUUUCUGUUGUGAUCUAUGCAAAAAAAGCUUUAGCCAACAAUCACAUUUAAACACACACAGGAGAACCCAUACAGGACAGAAGCCUUUCUGUUGUGGGCUAUGUGGAAAAAGCUUUAGCCAACAAUCAAAUUUAAACACACACAUGAAAAUCCAUACAGGACAGAUGCCUCUGUUAAUUUCUGAUGAUUAAAACGUUGAUAAAUAAAAAUGUAAACAAGUAGUUUGAAUGAAAUUCAGGAAAAGUGAAACAAAAUAAAACAGGAAAAGGGUAACUAAGAGCAAGUGUUAAUGAUUUUAUAAACAAUUGGACUACAAAUUUAAACACAUUUCAGUUUAAAGCUUAACUAAAACAAUCACAGUCAAUACUAAGCAAAUAAGUUUAUAAUCUUGAUUUAAAAGAACUCACCAUUUCAAGCACUUUUUACAGUCUUCUGGAAGUUUGCUCCAGUUGGUAGAAUAUAGGAAGCCAACUCUUUACAAGUUGUAAGGCGCUCUGGGGUCAUCGGAUUAGUUAAAGUGCUAGGGGUUAAAGUUCUCCGUAGCUGUGACGGAUUUCCGCCAUUUGGAUAUUGUGCGCAAAAAGUGGAUAUUGUGCGCAAAAUAAAUGGUGGUCAAUGGUUUUCUUUGGAUUCAUGCGAACCAGCAGAUCAGAAAGUUCAGCGGAUAGAACAUCUGAUAAAAGCUUCCCUCGGUAAGCGUGUCUGUCGCUGCUCCUGCAGUUAAUCAAUGAGUUAUUUCCACCUGUGGCCAUGUCACCUGUCAGCGUUUAUUCCCCCGCUUCCAGUAACUUAGCUGAUAAACGCGGCGACCAACCAUGGAUCUCCUCGUGAUUCGCUAUUAUGUUUGAUUCAAAACAGAAAGAAGAGUAAAGCGCUAGCUCAGGCUAAUUUAGCAUGACCCUAGAAGAAGAAGGGUUGUAAGUGAAACAAUGUCCCGCAUUUGAUGGGUCAGAUUUGGGAAAAAGUAAAAAAAAAAAACGCUUCUCCCGGCCCCGUCUAGCGAUCGCCACCUCCCCUCCGCCGC